This is a messenger RNA of Sinocyclocheilus grahami, 2855 nucleotides long. Its product is annotated as RNA-binding protein 24. The transcript has 4 exons. Gene Ontology annotation, cellular component: nucleus; cytosol. Gene Ontology annotation, molecular function: mRNA 3'-UTR binding. The record is from RefSeq and is a predicted model, not a curated record. Gene Ontology annotation, biological process: mRNA stabilization; positive regulation of myotube differentiation; regulation of alternative mRNA splicing, via spliceosome. Bases 270 to 959 code for a protein of 229 amino acids. NCBI's taxonomy places the organism in Eukaryota, Metazoa, Chordata, Actinopteri, Cypriniformes, Cyprinidae.
AGAAGUCACGUCAGUUUGGAAGAGGAGUUUGACCCACCUGAUGAUCCUUGGCUCAAUCCGCUCCACAUUAGGCUAUUUACCACAUUAAUCUACCUCUGACAUUAAACCCAUCUGCGAGCGUGCGUUUUAUAUUUCUCAGCAAUCGCUUUUUGUAACUUCUAGUGAAUAUUUUAACGGAAUAUUAACGGGGUGGUACGGUCAUUAUCAGUCCUAAAUUGCACUAUCGACAUUUUUUUAUUUUUUUUUUGCACUUGAGCAUUUUUGUGAGGAUGCAUACCACCCAAAAGGACACCACUUAUACCAAGAUAUUUGUCGGUGGUCUUCCGUAUCAUACGACGGAUUCCAGUCUAAGGAAAUAUUUUGAAGUGUUUGGCGAAAUAGAAGAAGCGGUGGUGAUUACCGACAGACAGACUGGAAAGUCCAGGGGUUAUGGAUUUGUGACUAUGGCAGACCGCUCUGCUGCAGACAGAGCUUGUAAGGACCCCAACCCCAUCAUCGAUGGCAGGAAAGCCAACGUUAACCUGGCUUAUCUCGGAGCCAAGCCACGGGUGAUGCAGCCAGGCUUUACUUUCGGUGUCCCUCAGGUUCACCCUGCUUUCAUCCAAAGACCAUAUGGGAUCCCCACUCACUACGUGUACCCGCAGGCCUUUAUGCAGCCCAGUGUGGUCAUCCCUCACAUCCAGCCAGCGGCGGCCUCCGCCACCGCGUCUUCACCUUACAUCGACUAUACAGGUGCAGCCUACGCACAGUACGCCAGUGCCGCAACCGCUGCAGCCGCUGCAGCCUACGAGCAAUACCCGUACGCUGCCUCUCCAGCCGCAACCGGCUAUGUAGCUACCGCCGGCUAUGGCUACACCAUGCAGCAGCCACUGGCCACCGCCGCGCCAGGGUCUGCAGCCGCAGCUGCGGCCUUCGGUCAGUACCAGCCCCAGCAGCUACAAGCCGAACGGAUGCAAUAGCAACCAAAGAGGCGGAUGGGAGAUGCACAGGGAGUAGACACCCAGCGACUGCUUCUAGAUGAUGAAGAGGAUGCUGAUGAAAAUAGUUGCUGGUUGUGGGUUGAUUGCAAGAGGAGGAAGACUAGGAUCAUAUGGGAGGGGGAUAGUAAUUGGUAGAGAGAUUAUUAGUGAGAUGGGAACCCCAUUUCUUUCCAACUUGCUGUGAUUAAAGAAAAAAAAACAACAACAAAACAAAACCCCCCCAAAAAAGAUCGCAGAAAUGGACGGAAUCUAGCUUUUUACUAUUAUCAUUAUCAUUAUUAUUAUGUUAUCUUUAUUUCGAUAAUUAAUAUUAGAGUAGGAUAUUUAUUAUGAAAGGAGGUAUGCAGCAACUAAUCACUGUGGUAUAGGUGCGUUGUAGACGAAACCUUUAGUCCCGAUGCUGUCAUUUAAUGUAGGCGACCUUUUUUUCCGAAAGACACUUGGAAAAGUCCCACAUUGUUUUGAUUCUAGGGCCCCUGAUCUUUAUAUUUAUUCUCAAUUUUUGAGGGCUCUUUUUGUUCUGUCUUCUUCUCAAGUGCAUUUGUUUUGAUCAUCAGGGAAAUGGAGCAUUUUUCAGCGAAUUAGAAAUGACAAACUCUGCCAAUCAGGGAUAGUAGACCUAACUGUGGCGAAAUGGAGAAAGAUCCAGUGUUAGCAUGUUUUAUGUAUUGUGAACUACCUUUUUAUCUAUCUGAUGCUGAAUGUCCCCCUUUUCUCUGACUCCUGUAUUGAUCUCCUGACCUAUGCAAAGCAAACAGGCCGCCAGGGGACAAAACAAAGUGCAGGAACAGGAGAGAUUUUCUUUUGCUCCCCCACAAUGGGCAUCAAACAAUUUGAAGACAAAAAAAACUGAAACGUAUUGUAUUAUAUGCUUACAAAACACUCACGGACUAACAGGUACACCGUUAUACACACAUUUAAGUGUUAAUGUCUGUCUGUGGGCGAGAGAGGACACACACACACACAAAGAUUACUAUGUGGGGAAAAAAAGCAUGGGGCAUUGCUCAGUACUAGUACUAGAAUCCAGGAGCAAUUGCUGUGUUGGAAGGAACAGGCACUGAUACACACACACACACACACAGACAGAUUGCUCUGGAAAGAUCACUGGUGCUCGUUUGUUGAGCUGUCACAGUUUCAUCACUUUCAUCCUGCUCUGGGUCUGUCAGCUCUUCUUAUCCUCCUAGAUAGGGUCCGGAAGCUUGAGGACAGACCUGUGCAUCCUCCCAAUAUCGGCAACAGAUCUUUAUCUGGAACACGACGAGGAGCCACAAUAAGGGAGAGGGGUUCCCACAAGCUUUUCACCCUAUACCAACGAGCCGCUAUCUGCCUGGUCUUUAUAUGUUCACUAAGAAUUAUGUCUGAGCACCAGCACAAGUAAUAAGGUCUAUGUAUUUCAAUGAGCAACUCUUUACAGAACAGCACUAUAGGGAAAGGAUCCGAAUCCAUGCUGACUAGGGUUCUUUGUGUGCCUUACAUUUGUAAUGCUAUUUAAAGAGAUCUGCUAUUUAAGAUAUUUAUUUUGAGUUGACUUAUGUUGCGCUCUAAGAUCACAGGCUUGGAAGCGGUACUGUAUGGAUAUAAUGUAUUCAUCUCAUGGCAUAUUAUUCUAAGUUAUUGAGUAGGCUUAGUUGUAGUAUUAUUAACAUACUCAACCAAAAAUGUUGGUGUAGGACUUAUUUAAGAUACAAUUCUGUAUGUGCACUGUACAAAUCUUUUUAUUUUUAUUUUUUUAUACAUUUGGAACAUGACAUUAAAUAUCGGCUUAAUGCCUAUCAUAUGACAUUUAUUUUAUUGGAGGCCUGCUGUUUCGAGCAUGUUAUCUCCAUUUGUCAUAUCCAGAACUGUUUAAAAGACUUUAAAAAAAGGACAAAAGAC